GGCUUGUAAAUCCCUUACCACAGGGGCAUUUCUAGCCACUCGGCUCUGUGGGCCAGCCCUGCCACUCGGCCAGCCCGGGCUCUUGGAGGGCUCCCAGGGAUCAGGCCGAGGGGUAGUGUAGUGACCCAGCCCCGGAGCACUUGGGUCGCUCUGAUGUGCAAUGCCCCUUUUUUUGUAGGGCGCCAGGGCUUUUCUCCUUUUCUCUAGCUCUCCUGGAGCCCUGGGAUUUCUCCCCUUUCUCUCCCAUUCCCUGGAGCCUCCCCUGACUCUGAGGGCAGACUCGGGCCAGCCUGGUAGCUGCAGAAACUGCUGGGAGUGUUCCUGGUCCCUGAAAGAAGAGCUGCUUGUCCUGUGUGUCUGUCUGCCGGUCUGUCUGGGUGUGUGUGUGUGGGAGCUGGGGAGGCUUCAAGGCUCUCAGAACUCCUUCCAGCCGCCGGGCUCCCCCUGGCUCCCCGACCUCGGGCUUUGGGCAGGCCGAGUGAGGGCUCUCGCCUUGGCCCAGAAAUCUAAUCAGGGUGUGGAGGAAGUUCACUCCGGGGCUGCUUUCCCAAGUUUUCCUUGCUGAAAAAGGCCUAGCUUAGCCUGUCUUUUUCUAUGCACAGGAUGGCUCCUGCUCACCAGGGCUGCACAAAGAUAAUCGCUCAGGAAGUGUUUCAGCCAAUCCCCUGAAGCUUUACAUUCAGAUUUACCGCAGGAGCCAAUCCAGGAUUAGCUUUUAUUAGGAAGACAGAUCAUCAGGCUGAAGUGCCAAACCCUUUCUGUGUGAGUUCUAGUGCCUGUCCUCCAUGUUUUAUAAGUAUUGACAUAACACUGUGUUAACAAUGCAUCCACAGAGCCUGGUUCUAUCUUCUUAACUGGAAAAAUGAGACGGUUGCUUGCACCCUGGUUGAUGUUAUAUGCAGUGUGAAAUGCCAUCCAGGACAAAGCCUCCUUUACUUCAGGAACUGACCUUGAACAGAUUAUGUACUUUUAUUCCAAGUUGGACCUCCACAUCUCUUGGCUGAAGAGGAGAUAAAAGCAGAGCAGGAGGUGGUAGAGGGCAUGGAUAUCUCUACUCGAUCCAAAGAUCCUGGCUCUGCUGAGCGGACGGCACAAAAAAGGAAGUUUCCCAGCCCUCCUCACUCUUCAAAUGGCCACUCUCCUCAAGAUACGUCCACUAGCCCCAUCAAAAAGAAAAAGAAGCCUGGCUUAUUGAACAGUAACAGUAAAGAGCAGUCAGAACUAAGACAUGGUCCGUUUUACUAUAUGAAGCAGCCACUCACCACAGACCCUGUUGAUGUUGUACCGCAGGAUGGACGGAAUGAUUUCUAUUGCUGGGUUUGUCAUCGGGAAGGCCAAGUCCUUUGCUGUGAGCUCUGUCCUCGGGUUUAUCAUGCUAAGUGUCUGAAACUGACUGCGGAACCAGAGGGGGAUUGGUUUUGCCCAGAAUGUGAGAAAAUCACUGUAGCAGAAUGCAUUGAGACGCAGAGUAAAGCUAUGACAAUGCUUACCAUCGAACAGUUAUCCUACCUGCUCAAGUUUGCACUACAGAAAAUGAAACAGCCGGGGACAGAACCAUUUCAGAAACCCGUGUCGCUGGAUCAGCAUCCAGAUUAUGCCGAAUAUAUAUUUCAUCCAAUGGAUCUUUGUACAUUAGAAAAGAAUGUUAAAAAGAAAAUGUACGGUUGCACUGAAGCCUUUUUGGCCGACGCCAAAUGGAUUUUGCACAACUGCAUUAUUUACAAUGGGGGAAAUCACAAAUUGACGCAAACAGCCAAAGUAAUUAUCAAAAUCUGUGAACAUGAGAUGAACGAAAUUGAAGUGUGUCCAGAAUGUUAUUUAGCUGCUUGCCAAAAACGAGAGAACUGGUUUUGUGAGCCUUGUAGCAAUCCACACCCAUUGGUCUGGGCUAAAUUGAAAGGAUUUCCCUUCUGGCCUGCAAAAGCACUGAGGGACAAAGACGGGCAGGUCGAUGCCCGUUUCUUUGGACAACAUGACAGGUCACUUAUCCGGCAACCUCACCUAUCUGGAACACAGCUGAGAACCAGGAAGGCCUGGGUUCCAAUAAAUAAUUGCUACCUCAUGUCUAAAGAAAUUCCUUUUUCUGUGAAAAAGACUAAAAGCAUUUUCAACAGUGCAAUGCAGGAGAUGGAGGUAUACGUGGAGAACAUUCGCAGAAAGUUUGGUGUAUUUAAUUACUCCCCAUUCCGGACACCAUACACACCCAACAACCAAUUCCAAAUGUUAUUAGACCCCUCAAACCCUGGUGCUGGGACUGCAAAGACAGAUAAACAAGAGAAAAUCAAACUGAAUUUUGACAUGACAGCUUCGCCGAAGAUCCUAAUGAGCAAGCCCCUGCUGAGUGGGGGAACGGGCAGGAGGAUUUCUUUAACUGAUAUGCCAAGGUCACCCAUGAGUACAAACUCCUCCGUUCACACUGGAUCUGAUGUGGAGCAAGAUGCAGAAAAGAAGGCAGCUUCAAGUCAUUUCAGUGCAAGCGAGGAGUCCAUGGACUUCCUUGAAAAGAACACAGCAUCUCCAGCAUCCACAAAACCGGGCCAAGCAGGGAGUUUGUCUGGCAGCCCAAAACCUUUCUCUCCACAAGCUUCAACCCCUCUCCCAGCAGCAGCCAAGCCAGAAAGAGCUUCCACUCCUGGAAGCAUUCUGAAUCUGAACCUCGAUCGGAGCAAGGUGGAUAUGGACCUGAAAGAAUUGAGUGAAUCUGUUCAGCAGCAGGCUGCCCCUGUGCCCCUCAUUUCACCCAAAAGACAAAUUCGAAGCCGGUUCCAGCUUAACCUUGACAAGACCAUAGAGAGUUGCAAAGCACAAUUAGGAAUAAAUGAGAUCUCAGAAGAUGUUUAUACAGCAGUAGAGCACAGUGAUUCAGAAGAUUCAGAGAAAUCGGACACGAGUGACAGUGAGUAUAUCAGUGAUGAUGAGCAGAAAACAAAAAUUGAACAGGAGGAGGCGGAAGACAAGGAAAGUAGCCGGACAGAUAAAGAUUCCGCUGCCUUGAAAAAAAAGCCCAAACCUCCCACUCCAGUGGAAAUCAAAGAAGAUUUAAAAAGCACAUCACCCCCCACUGAAAAAUCAGACCCUCUGGUCAAAGAAAAAUCCACUACAGAUUCUGAGAAGGAUUUUCCAGAAAAAGUAAAGACUUUGCCCCAUCCUGUGAAAGAGAAAAUUAAAGGCAAAGAUGAGACAGAUUCACCUACGGUACAUUUAGGUCUGGACUCUGAUUCAGAGAGUGAACUUGUCAUAGAUCUUGGUGAAGAUCACUCUGGGCGAGAAGGACGAAAAAGCAAGAAGGAGUCCAAAGAACCACCUGCUAAGCAAGAAGCUGUAGGUAAAGCCCCACCACCCUCUAGUGCCAGCAGCAGCCAUCCUCCCCCUGAAACCCCGGUCCUCACCCGGUCAGCAGCCCAAACCUCCCCGGCCGGCGUCGCCACAGCCGCCACCACCAUCGCCACGCCCGCCAUCGCUGUUCCCCCCGCGGCCACCGGGAGCCCCGUGAAAAAGCAGAGGCCGCUGCUGCCUAAGGAAACCGCUCCAGCCGUGCAGCGGGUCGUGUGGAAUUCUUCAAGUAAGUUUCAAACGUCUUCUCAGAAAUGGCACAUGCAGAAGGUCCAGCGUCAGCAACAGCAGCAGCAGAGUCAACAAGGCCAGCAACAGCAGCCCCAGUCCUCCCAAGGGACAAGAUAUCAGACCAGACAGGCUGUGAAAGCUGUCCAGCAGAAGGAAAUCACCCAGAGCACCUCGACCUCCACCAUCACGCUCGUGACGAGUACCCAGCCGGUGUCCAUGGUCACCAGCUCAGGAUCCUCCAGCACAUUGUCAUCUUCCCUCAGCACCGACCUACCCAUCGCCACGGCCUCAGCGGAUGUGGCUGCCGACAUUGCCAAGUACACCGGCAAGAUGAUGGAUGCUAUAAAAGGCACAAUGACGGAAAUAUAUAAUGACCUGUCUAAGAAUACCACUGGAAGUACAAUAGCUGAGAUUCGACGUUUGAGGAUCGAGAUCGAGAAACUUCAGUGGCUGCAUCAGCAGGAACUCUCAGAGAUGAAGCACAACCUGGAACUGACCAUGGCUGAGAUGCGGCAAAGCCUGGAGCAGGAACGUGACCGCCUGAUCGCCGAGGUCAAGAAGCAGAUGGAACUGGAGAAGCAACAGGCCGUAGAUGAGACCAAGAAGAAACAGUGGUGUGCAAACUGCAAGAAAGAAGCCAUCUUCUAUUGCUGUUGGAAUACCAGCUAUUGCGAUUACCCAUGCCAGCAGGCUCACUGGCCUGAGCACAUGAAAUCAUGCACACAGUCAGCUACAGCAACCCAGCAAGAAACAGAUCCUGAGGCCAGUUCAGAAACAAAUAAAUCUGCCCAACCUAGCUCAAGUGCACAGGCCCCCCAGAUGGACACAACCAGUGCCUCGAAAGAAAAGGAAAGUCCAGCUGACAAGAGCAGAGAGAGUGUCACGACCAUUCCUGUGGUGGUCAGUCCGACUGUUGGCUCAGCGACCAUGAGGAGUGGGAGUGGCAGCGCUGGUAGCAGUAGCAGCAGCGGCAACAGUGGCGGUGGCAGCAGUGGCAGUGGCAGUAGCGGUGGUGGCAGCAGCAGCAGCAGCAGCAGCAGCAGCAGCGGUGGCGGUGGUGGCAGUGGAGGUGGUGUUCAGUAUGUCCAGACUGCUGUGCCAGUCCAAGUACGGAGAGUCUAGUCUGUAACAGCACCAGCUGGGGGUGUUGGAGGAGUGACAAAGACAACUCCUGUCAUGACAGGAGAAGGAAGAGCUACCAGAAAUGUGAAGAGGAUGAAGGGAUAGUUGCCAGCUUUGGAGAUUUAACUUCAAAGUUUUUGACUUUUUUUUUUUGCUUUGUGUAUACACAGGACAAGGCAUCGACCACACUACAUUAAUAAGGCAUUAGUGCUGUCCGAGGACAUUUAAACCCCGUGGCAAAUGAAUGCUUCUAUUGUAAAUAAUGUACAAUUUGUGGAUGUCAUUAAACUUAGAGAACCAUCUUCUUUUUAUAUUUGUAUUGACUUUUAACUUAUAAUAAUAAUAAUUAAUAAUAAUAAUAAAAAGAAACGUUUUGGAAAAGGGAAGGUCAGACCAAUUGUCACAAAGUAGCAUUUUUUGAAUCUGGGCUGAGGGCAGUUUGCGCCCAGAAGUCAUCAAUGUUUGGGGGAUUCAUAGGGAGGCUAGACUUUUUCAUUUAUAUAUGUGUCAUGAAACAUGGGAUCGAAAGCAGUUCUCCUCAGGGGUGUGUGGCUACUCUGCAGGCCUGAAUUGCUGUAGCUCCCCACUUUUUGUUAAAAUCCUAUUUUAUUUCAUUGUUUGGAAAUGGAAGAUCUCUGGACCUAAGAACACCUCCGAGAAAGUCUUUUAUUUUGUGUGAUUUACACAACAACUUGACUCUUGAAAAACAAAAACAAAUCAUGACCUUGUUUACAAAACGUUGAGGGUGUGAGAAACCUGGCACAAGUGACUGAAGAGCAGGAGGAGGUGUUUGGAAUUGUCAUAAAGAGCUGGUGCUGAAUGGUAGACUCAGAAGGAGAUAAGUAACCUCUUCUGCUUUAUGGUUCGUUAAAAAAACAAAAAAUCAACAAACAAAAAACCAACAAAAAAAAAAAACCUAAACAAAAAAACCCUCCUAAGAGACUGUUAGCGCUUUUCAUGUGGAAUGAGAACUUGAAGAAGAGACCUGGGCCAAGGACUUGAUGCUGGGGUAAAGCAUGUAUUAUUUAUAGGACAGAACCUUCUGUCCUGCUGUAAGCAUGACACAGUAGUACAUACAGUAGGACAGAGAGCCCCCUGCCCAGUGCUGCCUGUUACACUACUCAUGCUGUAGUCCCUACCAUUUUGUAUGUUGUGUAAAACAAAGGCAUUGAACAAAAAGCCAGGUAAUUGAUGUCUGUAUAUGAGAAAAUUAAUUGUAUGAUAUCAUUCCAGUACAUUUUGUUGUACAUUUAUUUCUGUGUUUAAGUUCUCCCAUUGUUUAUAAAUGAUUUGAUCUGUACAGUCUCUGGCUAGUACCCACCUUAGAGCAAAAACAAAGGUAUUAGGAGAAUAAGGAAGAGAGAGAAAGCAGAACAUGUGUGAAUCGCAGUUGUCAGAAAUAGCCUAGCAGGCCUUAUUUGUGAAGCAUAAUUGCUUUUAGCAUAUGGAAGUAUUUUUUCACAUUUCUUUGUAUAAAAUUUGUAUUAAACUUAAAUAUCUUUUUGGA
Messenger RNA from Monodelphis domestica (gray short-tailed opossum), 6193 nucleotides. RefSeq names its product zinc finger MYND-type containing 8 (gene ZMYND8). Lineage: Eukaryota; Metazoa; Chordata; Mammalia; Didelphimorphia; Didelphidae. The record is from RefSeq and is a predicted model, not a curated record. Gene Ontology annotation, cellular component: nucleus; cytoplasm. Gene Ontology annotation, molecular function: protein binding; transcription corepressor activity. Gene Ontology annotation, biological process: regulation of DNA-templated transcription.